AUGCGUGAAAAUGCUCAGCGAACUCUCAGAUUUCCACUUGUUGUGCUCAUAGAUGGACACUUGUUGCUCGGAGUCACGGUGGUGAAGUGGGUCGACAUAUUCUACAAGGAUAACAGUGACACGAAAAGGGAGCUGGAGCAGCUGAAGAUGAAGACUCGCGUGCGGGAAUCGCGAGAUUUCGUCACGGCUCUCGUGUAUAUAUCUCUCUUCCUGGACAACGUCCUUCUGACUGUGAUUGUUCCCAUCUUGCCAGAUUUUCUCGCCCAAUCCAGCGAUGUGAGUCUGCCUGAGAACAUUUCCACCUUCAAUGUGCCAAAUGGGAUGCUCUACACGAAGACCUUUGACCUGCACUACGUCCCCAAUAUGCUGAGAAAGCACCCGCUGGCCGGAUCCAAUGUGGUCAAUCUCACCCAAAUCAGUCUCGCCACGGCGGCCACGGCCAGGAAGGUGAAUCUCGACGAGGAAAAUGUCUCUAUCGGCAUCCUCCUGGCCGUUAAGGCUCUGGUUCAGUUGAUUUUCAACCCAAUUGUCGGUGGAUCGACGGCAAAGUUUGGAUAUCGCAUCCCAAUAGUGUUCGGGACGUUCAAUAUCUUGCUGGCUGCUUUAGUGUUCGCUAUCGGAGAUAAUUACAUCAGUCUGGUGUUCGCCAGGGCUGUUCAGGGCAUAGGAUCAGCCUGCAUAGGCGUCUGUGGAAUGAGUCUCGUGGCCCAACUGUAUCCCGAAGAGGACAAGCGUUCUAGGAUUAUGGGAAUUGUGCUGGGAAGUGUGGCUCUCGGGGUCCUCGUUGGAUAUCCAGUCGGAGGUUGUUUGUACGACUUUGUGGGCAAAGCCGCUCCUUUCUACAUAGUUUCAAUCUUCAUCGGUGUGGAUUUGCUGCUGCAGUGCAAAUUCUUGGAGCUCAUAGUGCCAGUGGAGAACCUGGAGGACUCAUCGGACAACAACACGGCAACCUGGUGGCCGCUGCUCACCGAUGUGGUGGUUUUCAUGGUAGUCCUGGCCAUUUGCAUAUCCACCAGUACGAUGGCAAUUCUUGAGCCAUGUCUUCCCAUAUGGCUGCUGACCAACCUCAACCCGAAAAAGUGGCAACUGGGGACUGUGUUCAUACCCGACUCGGUAGGAUAUCUCUUGGGGACGAACUUCUUUGGCAAAGUGGCCUAUCAAAUUGGCCAAAUCAAGAUUUCUGUCUUCGCUCUCAUCCUAGUUGGACUCUCUUCAAUCCUGAUUCCCAGUGCGUCCUCAGUGUGGAGCCUAAUGUUGCCCCAUUUCGGCCUGGGUUUGGGAAUUGGCAUACUCGAUGCUGCUUUGGUGCCCUUCCUCGCCACUUACGUUGACCAGAAGUACGGCGAUUUUGAGGGCGCCGCCGGAGAGUCCUUCUCCAACUACGGUGCCAUCUACGCUAUCCAGCAAAUGGCCGUUAGUCUGGCCUACUCCUUCGGACCGCUGCUGGGAGGUGAGUUGGCGAAAGUGCUGGGCUUCCCGUGGCUCAUGCGAUCGAUGGGCUCAAUAAAUUGUCUCUAUGGACCAAUUUUGCUGUUCAUCACCUCACGGAUAAAUUUGCAGGGCACUCUCAUAAAGUCAAAGGACGUUCUGCUGAACACAGGAGAGGACGCAAAUCAUGACUACAAGCGCUUCUACAACUCAAUCGAUUGAGAUUCGUGGGUGGGAAAGGCAGAAACAUAUGGAAUUAUACAUCCCCUCACC
Phlebotomus argentipes is the source of this 1701-nucleotide messenger RNA. RefSeq names its product synaptic vesicular amine transporter (gene prt). NCBI's taxonomy places the organism in Eukaryota, Metazoa, Arthropoda, Insecta, Diptera, Psychodidae. The transcript is spliced from 7 exons. Bases 1 to 1650 code for a protein of 549 amino acids. Gene Ontology annotation, cellular component: synaptic vesicle membrane; terminal bouton. Gene Ontology annotation, molecular function: serotonin:sodium:chloride symporter activity. The record is from RefSeq and is a predicted model, not a curated record. Gene Ontology annotation, biological process: transmembrane transport; aminergic neurotransmitter loading into synaptic vesicle.